This is a messenger RNA of Echinops telfairi (small Madagascar hedgehog), 927 nucleotides long. RefSeq names its product olfactory receptor 13H1-like. The transcript has a single exon. The coding region runs from base 1 to 927 and encodes 308 amino acids. Gene Ontology annotation, biological process: G protein-coupled receptor signaling pathway. Gene Ontology annotation, cellular component: membrane. NCBI's taxonomy places the organism in Eukaryota, Metazoa, Chordata, Mammalia, Afrosoricida, Tenrecidae. Gene Ontology annotation, molecular function: G protein-coupled receptor activity; olfactory receptor activity. The record is from RefSeq and is a predicted model, not a curated record.
AUGGCCAUGGGCAAUGCCACAGCGGCGAUUGAAUUUCUCCUUAUCGGCAUCUCUAACUAUCCUGAAUGGAGAGUCACAUUUUUCACAUUGGUGCUGAUAACUUACCUCAGCACCUUGUUGGGAAAUGGCCUUAUCAUCUUUCUUAUCCAUUUUGACUCUCAUCUCCACACUCCAAUGUAUUUCUUCCUUAGUCACUUGUCUUUCUUAGACCUUUGUUAUGGAACCGUUUCCAUGCCCCAAGUCUUAGUGCAUUGUUUCUCUACCCAUCCCCAUCUCUCUUACCCACGAUGCUUGACCCAAAUGAGUGUCUCUUUAGUCUUGGCCACAGCAGAGUGUCUCUUAUUAGCUGUCAUGGCCUAUGACCGAGUCAUUGCCAUCAGCAAUCCCCUACGCUAUUCUGUGGUCAUGAAUGGUGCAGUAUGUGCCUGGCUGGCUGCUACCUCAUGGGGGACAUCACUUUUGCUCACGGCCAUGCUGGUCUUAUCUUUACACCUUCGCUUCUGUGGGGCUAAUGUCAUCAACCAUUUUGUCUGUGAGAUUCUCUCCCUUCUUAAGUUGGCCUGUUCUGAUACCAGUCUCAAUGAGCUCAUGAUCCUCAUCACUGGUAGCUUUACCUUGCUUCUGCCCUUCGGAUUUGUUCUCCUGUCCUACGUUCGAAUUGCAGUGACUGUUCUGAGGAUUCGCUCAGCACAGGGCCGGUUCAAGGCCUUUUCCACCUGUGGUUCUCACCUGACUGUGGUGACCAUUUUUUAUGGGGCAGCCAUUUCUAUGUAUAUGAAACCUCAGUCCAAGUACUCCUCAGACCAGGACAAGUUUGUCUCAGUAUUCUAUGGGGCUUUGACGCCCAUGUUGAACCCUCUGAUCUACAGCCUAAGGAACAGGGAUGUUAAAGGGGCAGUGAGGAAAGUGAUGGCAAAAAGAGCAUAG